AGCCCGGCGGCAGCGGGCGCCGAGCCAGGCACAUGCCUGCGAUAUGCAGGGGGCUCGCCCAGCUGCGCGCUCCCAGCCCCCUCGAGCAGUCCCCCGGCCGCUCUGCCCGCAGCAGCAGCCCCGGGACCGCCGCUGAGCGGAGCCGGCCCUGCGCCUCGCCCGCCGCCCUCCCGCUCCCAAACUUUGCAAAGUCUGGCAGCUCCCCGUGGCCGGCCCGGCUUGCGGCGGCCGCGGCAGCCGAAGCAGCAGGCGGAGGAGGAGGCGGGGUGCUGGCCAGCCGCCGCCGCAACAUCAAAGCGCCUCGAUUCCUGCUGCCGUGGGAGCCAUGCGCCGCCGUCUGUAAUGUCAGCGGAACAGGAGAAGGAUCCCAUCGCGCUGAAGAGAUCCCGAGGUGGUGACAGUGGAUUGGAUGGGUUAGGAGGACCAGGAGUACAACUUGGAAGCCCAGAUAAGAAAAAGCGCAAGUCAAAUACACAGGGAUCUUCCUUUCCUCCUCCAUCUGAAUAUGCUCCACCGCCGAAUCCAAGCUCAGACCACCUUGUAGCGGCUAAUCCAUUUGAUGAUAACUAUAAUAUUGUCUCCUAUAAACCUCUACCUUCAGGAAGUCCUUAUUUUAACCAUCCUGGUUACCCUGGUUUUGGAGGUUAUAACACUUUCAGAAUGCCACCUCACAUGCUGCCCAGAAUGUCCUCACCAUAUGGUGGUUCUUACACCCUCAGAAACCAGCCACACCCACUUCCUCAGAACCCUGUGGGAAUGGGUUUUAAUCGACCUCAUGCUUUCAACUUUGGUCCACAUGAUAACACAGGUUUUGGAAAUCAGCCAUCUUAUAACAGUGGUCAAAUGAGUCAAAAUGUCAAUAUGCCCAGUCAACACUUCAGACCAAAUCCUGGUGAGAACUUUGGUCACAUUCCUCCACAAAAUACUAGUCAAAUACCACACCCUGACAUGACAUCUAACUUUGGAACUGCAAGCAAUCCACAUUUUAAUUCCCAGUUAGAUUCAAACCAUUCUUUUGUUCCACCACCCAACACCUACAACCAGACAAAACCAUCAGCACAAAAGCAAGACUUCAGUCAAGGUGCAAGCAAAACUUCCAACCAGAACACGGCUACACAUCAGCAUCACCACAGAACAGAUGACAUCGUGAACCAAGGUAGUGCUGACUUAAAAAAUGUUAAUCGAAACACUGUAGUAAAUCAAGAGAGCAACCAUUCUCAUAAUGCAGAUAACACUAACAGUAGUCAUGCUAAUGGGACUCAGAGCAAGCCCCGUCAGCCUAGAGUUACAGCUGAAGGCUGCAACUCUGAAAAGAGCAGCAAAACAUCUCUCCACCUCAGUCGUCAUGGUCAUUCAUCCUCUGAGCCAGUCUAUCCAUGUGGAAUUUGUACACAUGAAGUUAAUGAUGACCAGGAUGCCAUCUUGUGUGAAGCUUCUUGUCAAAAAUGGUUUCAUCGGAUCUGUACGGGCAUGACUGAGUCUGCUUAUGGCCUCCUCACUGCAGAAGCAUCAGCAGUAUGGGGCUGUGAUACUUGCAUGGCUGAAAAGGAUGUCCAGUUGAUGCGUACUAGGGAGACUGCAGGGCCACCUGCAUUGAAUAGUGAUGGAUAAUGACAUUCACUGAUGCGGUAUUGAAAUACAUACUACAGAGGUAUUGCUCUUAAUGGUAUACUUCAUUUUCUAUAGACAAUCAAGGUUGGUGUGUGUGUUUUUUUUUUUUUUUUGCUUUUAGUCUAUCUUCACUCAUGAAAUUCCAUUUGUUUAUGUGAGUAUUUAAACUUUGAUCAGAAACAGACAAUGUUUGAAGAUCCAAAAUAUGUCUGGUAUUUGUUUCAUCACAAGCAAGUUUUGCAUUAAAAAUGAAUUACUGGAAUUAUUGAUGUCAGAACAUCUGCCUCGAUGAAUACAGGCUGCCAGUUAGUGCUGAGCCUUGAUGGUACUAUAUAUUGGAAGCAUUCAUUAUUGUUAUGUUUUAUGAAUGUCCAUUACUGUUUUGCUCAUGUCAGUGCUAUCUGUCCUGUGGGUAGGAGAAAAGGUGGAGGAGGUGACAUGGAGAAAGAGGAGUUCUAAUGAAUUUUAUUUUAAGAUGAGCACUAAGGAUUUUAAUUUUUUUUCUUAUUCUGCAUCUGAAACAAUUAAUCAACCUUGCAUUUGAUUGUUUUAGUAUUUGUGAUGUUUACACUUCAAAAUACAGUGCCUCCUGACUUCUCAGCAAAUAUUUAAUAGCCAAGAAUUCUAGUGAAAUCUUACGUUACUAAAAAUUCAGUAUUUUUACAACAUAUAUCAUAGCAUUACAUUUAAAAACACUAAAAUAACAUCAAGGUUGCAAAGUCAAGCAUUCAAAAGUUAGGGAAGGCCAGAAUUAGGCCCUUUCUGUGCAUAUACAGUAGGAUAUAGUCUUUAAUUUUACAUGAUCACAUGCCUCCUCUUAGGUGCCAGGGCACCAGCUGGCAGAGCGUUGACAGCACAAGAGAGACCGUCUCCCUGCUCUCAUAUUUACUGAGCUUGUGUGAACUGUGAUUUUUUUCAGUGUCUUGUAAUUUGGCCAACUUGGGUGAAUUUUUAUAAGGCUUGGAAAAGUUGUGAUCCACCUGCCAAACUUCAAGUCCAAAGUCAACUUCCAAAGUAUGGAAGUGCUAGAGCCUCUCAAUUUAAAUAAUUCUAAGAUAUAUUUUAACAUGGGCAACACAGCAUAUUUUUCCUAAACUUGUUCUUGGAAACAGCUAAACUGUGGAAUUUUCUCGACACCCGGCAUGAAAAUUCAACCCAAACGGUUAAAAUUUGGCAAAGUUAUAAGCAACUGAAAAUGAGGUUUUAUAAUGAAAGGUGUUGGGCAGCCUUAUAAUAGGUAGUGCUACUAGAUCUGUCUAUUAUAUUUACCCUUAUGCAAAUGAGUUAUAAUAAUCAUUAAAACCAAACCACACUUGUCAAACAUGAUAGAUGCUAGUCAUGUUGCUUAAUGCACUACCUGAAGGCGCUCAGAUACUGUGGUGAUAAGGAUGGUAUAAGAACCUAAAUAGAAUAGAAACAUAAAGGUCACUUUGUGAUACAUCAUCAUUCUUUUAAUUAAUUUUGAUUGUUUACUAAUUGAGUAGUUUACAAGGUUCCCCCACUGAGUGUGAAUUUGUGAGGUUCUAUUGUAACUGUGCUUCUAAACAUGACUUGGAGAUGUGCUGUCCUUUUGGUGUAUGUGUGUAGCUCCCCAUUAAUGUUAUAGGUUAUGUAUGAGCAUAAAGGGCUACGUACGGCUUGCUUAUAUUAUUAAAAGACCUUCUACAGUAUCUGGAGAAUGAUGCCCAGAGGUGGUGGUACUUUCUCACACCUUUUACAUCGCCUCACUGGGAAUAUCCUAGAGGUGUAAAGGCGAAUUUGGGCCUGUGUUUUCAAUAUUACUAGCUCAAUACAAAGGCUAACCUUCAGUUUUGCUAUUUUUCUUACUGGUUUGAUGACUUACAGUAGUAAUCUCUGCUAAAGUAAUGUCUUCAAGAAUUUUACCUGUGGCUUACUGGUUUAAUUCUAAUUUGUUUGUAGUAUUGAUGUAGAAAUUAAAACCAAAACCUUGUUCAGGUAGCAUAGGUUCCUAUGCGCCAGAUUCUGAUUUCUGUUGCACCAGUGCAAAUUGUGAAGCUUGUGAAGUUACCCCAGAUUUACACUGAUGUAACAGAAAUCAGAAUUCUGCUCAGCGACUAAGAAAUCCACCAGAGGCUAAGGGACGAUGCUUUCUUUGCUAGUUUGUGAUGAUAUGAGUUCUUCUAGAUUCCUAAUACAAAUAAAAGAUUCCAGUGUUUGUCCUUAGAAGUCCACUGAACAUUUUACAAUCCAGUGCAGGAGUCAGAUACUGUGUUUAAAAUGACCAUAGAAUUUCCUGCACCUCCCCUCCCUACCAAUUCCAGUAUUUCAGAGUAGACAUAUGCUUUCUACAUUUGUUAGAAAAAUAUUUCCAUAUGAAUGUAACCAAAUGUACUAAUUGAUUAGCAUGUGGGGGUGGGCAUGGGGUGAAAACCUGUGAGUUUCCACCCAAAUGUUUAGUCCUACAAAUAAAAGGCAUUAGCAAAUGCUAUCAAAGUACCAAAAUUAAACAGCUAUCAUAGCAUUGAUAUUGAUGUGGUCUCAGUAUUUCUGAACUCUAUUUACAGAGAGCAGAUGCAUUUGUUUUUAGAGUGUGUUAGCUAAUAGUAUUUCAAGUAUGUAUGAGAAAAAGAACAAUCAUGCUUAAAAUUAGAACCAUGCUAGUUAUGGGAUUAGGAGGGUUAGUUAGUAUACCUGAUUUUUGUAAUACUCUACAUGAAACAAUUUGUAUUGAGCUAUCAUGUAAUUCUUUCAAUGUUAGUGUUUUAGGUUGUACUGGUGCUUCACACCAAAAUAUUGUAAGGAUUUUGUAAAUCUGCAAACCUGGAGUUUUAUGGAGAAUGGAGGAAGUGGAUCAAACCCAUCUCCUUUAUAAAAUGGCUCAGAAUGCUGCUUCAUAGAAUGACUUCUCAGUAGUGUGGCUUCCCAAGUUUUUUAAUUUUUAAUCCCAGAUGAAAUAAAUAAUUGGAAAAUUAAUUGGUCGGUAACACUGACAAACUUAUUUUGCCUUAGACCAGUGGUUCUCCUGAUCCCAAAGUGGAUCGCAACUGUGUUUUAAUGGGGUUGCCAGGGCUGCUGUUAGACUUGCUGGGGUCCAGGGCUGAAGCCAAAGCCCGAGACCCACUGCCAGGGGCCGAAGCUGAAACCCGAGGGCUUCAGGCCUGGGUGGCGAGGCUCAGGUUACAGGCCCUCUGCCUGGGGCUGCAGCCCUUGAGCUUCAGCUUUGGUCCCCCCGCCCAGGGUGAUGGAGCUCAAGCAGGCUCAGGCUUCGGUCCCCCCUCCUGGAGUCGUGUAGUAAUUUUUGUUGUCAAAAGGGGGUUACGUGCAAUGAAGUUUGAGAACUUCUGCCUUAGACCAUUUUAAAUGUGCAAAUAUUUUAUGUACUGGUUUAAUAUUCUAAUAUUGUGUUGUAAUUAGUGGUGGGAUAAGAGGCACUGCUGUCUAUGAAUUAGAGAGAUAUGGGUGUCAAAAAUCCCAUCUUUUGUUCCUGGCUCUUUUUCUGAUUAUUUUUGUAACCUUAGACAAAUCAGUUAACUACCUGUGCCUCAAUUUACUUAUCUGUAUGAUGGGAUUAAUACUGACUUCACAGGGUGCUGAGAGGCUUAAUAUUUGAAAUCUUCAGAUGAGAGACACUGUAGAAGUGCCAAGUAUUAUAACAUAUUUAGUGUUUGCUCUAUUAAAAACAAAAGUAUAAUUUUCAGGGCUGCUCAAUAAGAUACUUUGCUAUCUGUAUAAAUUUCCGCUUAUGCCCCAAUCCUGCAAACACUCUUACACAUAUACUUAAUUUUAAGCAGGUGAAUAGUCCUAAUGAAGUCAGUGAAAUGAUGUGCAUGAAGUUAAGAAAAAUUCAGAGUGCUUGCAGGAUUGGGGCCUUCAUUUGGACUUCAUAAUUAGAUAUUCUUAAAUGUAUUUCUUGGUUUGAGAUGUUUACAAAAUCAGUGGUGUUGAAAUUUAGCACCUUUUUACAUUUUCUUUAUUCCAACUUAAUAGAAAUUAUUAAUAACUUCUGCAUAAAAUAAAUACUUCUCAUUUAUAUAUAAUAUUGCCUGCCUAAAAGUAUCUGUGACAUUUUAUAAAAAGGUCAUGCUUCUUAUGUUGUAUGUGACUUAAAUGACUGUUUCAUAUUAAAACUAGUCUUUCCUUAUGUACUGCUUACAUAUACCUGUUUUGGGAUAUCAGUUCAGUACUUUUAUACAAUCUUGAAUGUGUUCCACAUUGGUGACAUGUAUUUUUGCAACAACUUUUUUGUUUUGAUUAUAAAUUAAAGCAUGUCUGAAGUAAUACAUGCAUUAGUUCUGUGGUGUGUGGCAAAGUUAAUGUAUGUAAUUCAAAUUGGAAGAAAAGUGUCCAGACUUUGUCCAACAUUAACCCUAUUGCAAGGGAUUAAAUUACUAUGUAAUACAAAUUAUUUCAUAUCAUGAUGUGUUUUAAACUACUCUAUGAAGUAUGUGAAACAUUACACUUUAUGAAUUGGUAGCUGGCCUGGUAUCCUUGCAUAGAAUGAGAUAUGGUAGAUGGUAGCAAUUCAUAACUAAUACAGUGAAUACUUUUCAAAACACAUAGCAUUUAUGUACAAUGUGCCUGAUCUUUAAAUUUGUUGCUAUAAGUGUUUUUGCUUAGUAAGAGUUUCACAGUAUAUCACUAACAAAUGAGUGCACAUUUGAUUGCAUAUAACAAGUGUGCCAAUCCCAUUACAUCACUUUCUAUGUGGUUUAAAAAUAAUUUCAUUGAUUUAUUUCUCUUUUGGACACGGAUAUGAAAAUGCAGGAUAUUGUAGACAUCAAUGUAUUUUAAAUUUAUUCUUGUAGUGGUCAAUUGCCAAUUUUUGUUUGAGGAUUUGCUAUAUUAGAAUACUUUCUUCUUUAAAGCCAGAGUGAAUUAAGUGUACUGAAAAGCAGAACUCUAAAACAAUAUAACUACCAUGCACUACAUUUGGUGUAUGAGUCUUCUCUCAUUUGCAUUGAACUAGUAUACUUUCUCAGAGGCUCAUGUUUUAUAUAAAAAUAAAGGUUCAAUUUCAGGCUCUAAGUGCUUUUAGGGCCGGAGCCGAUCAAGUGCUUAGUGUCAUCAUUUCUUAUUAACUUAAUUAGAAAUUAAGGGAGCUUAACACCUCUCUGUGCUUAGCAUACAAGUAUUAAUGUGGUCCUGUAUUCUAGCUGGUCCAGGUGUACAACCCUGCACAGCCACCUGCAGAAAUUACUCAUCCCAAGAGCUAAGAAAUACCUCUUUUCACAUGUCUGAGUGUGGCCUAUGUUGUAGAUUUCUGUUACUCUCUUGUAUUGACACAUGCUGUAAGUCUUUGAAUGAUUAUGGAUUCAGCUCCAUGUUCUCAUCCUUCAGAGAUAACUGUGAGGGGAAAAAUGUUUCACGGGGAGAAAGAUAAUGCUGUGACUUAAGUUCCACAGGGAGAAUUUUUACAUUCUAUUUGCAUUUUUUGUCGCAAACUAGAUUAUUUUGGUUCAGGAGAAAUAUAAUUUAAGCAUUACUCAUUGUGCUGUAUUAUAUUUUAUGAAGAAUGAAAGGAAAACCUUAACAAUGACAAUUUAUGUCUUUUAUAUUCUCAACCAUUCACCUUCCCUGGUAUACCUGGAUAUCAAAAAUCAUUUUAAAAUCUGAACAACUGUGUAAUAUACAGAGGGCAAUUAUACUUCUCAUCUCUUUUAUGUUUGUUCUUUUCUUUUUCUUUCAUCUUUCUUAAUGUUGGAAUCAUCUGGUUCUAAAAUGAAAAAUGUGGAUUUUUAAAAUUUGACAUACAAUCCCUCCUAACUACUUGCACGUUUAGAGUUCGGAGUGGAUACUGCAUUUCAUUAUGGCCUUUUGAUAUUUAGUCCAUUAUGCACAUUUUUUCCCUAGUGUAAAGUUGAGUUAAUGUAAGGAAGUUACAGAUCUACUGCCAUCCAGACAGUACAUAACAUGAGCUGAUAAAUAUUGUUGACAUUUCAUUUUUAAAACAAAAAAUGUUAUAACUCUGUCUAGUAGUAGGUAUAUCAUGUUUAUGAGAUUUUAUAGGUCCAGCAUUGGUAGAAAAUGUAUAUGGCAAGUUUUCUCACACGCUGCAUGUAACAGUGUUGCAUUUCUGGUGUUCAGCUUCAGUUGUUUUCAAAAUAAAGCUAAUUUUUGAGGGGGAAAUGCCUGUUGAUUUAAUGCAGAGAAUGCAGCUUGCACAAAUUUUAACUUGCCUUGCAGUUAUAUUGUGAAGAUUAAUUUGGUUAAGACCCAAACUUGGGCAGGAAACAGUGUAAAAUUUCACUGUUCUGAGAAGGAAUUUGGGCACAGUAGCUUCUGGGGUGUUGAGCUAAUGUGGCAACCUUUAGACAGUGCAGCAUGUCCUCUGCAGUCAACCAACUCCCUGUCCUUGCCCCUUUGGAAGAGGUUACUCUCUUGUAGGGGCACCAGCCCAAAGCAACCCUGGAGCAGAGGCUGCAAUGCUGGAAGGCUUCUUGCAACCUGGCCCUAUUGCCUGCCUGCAUAGGGGUCAGAUGUUUGUGGAGUUUUUUGAUCAUGUGAAGUGCUAACAUGAUAAAGCUUUAUAAAGCUCUUUCACCUUG
Molecule: messenger RNA, 8117 nt
Organism: Malaclemys terrapin pileata
Lineage: Eukaryota; Metazoa; Chordata; Testudines; Emydidae
Gene: PYGO1
Product: pygopus family PHD finger 1
Exons: 3
Coding region: 343-1611 (422 amino acids)
Source: RefSeq, a predicted model, not a curated record